ACGGAACACCUAUUGGUCCAAAAAGGCGAGAAAGAACUCUCACUUCGCUGCUCAGAGUGGUACAGUUAAAGGAAACGUUGCAACCUGCACCAACGUUAAGUUAUUUAAUUCAACAUUGGACGGUAAUUUUGACGACCAUGAGAGUCUUGAUAGGAGGAGGAUCUGGCUUCGUGGGCCGUGAGCUGACUCGCCUGCUCAAACACAAAGGUCACGAGGUGACGGUGAUAUCUCGCCAGCCUGGUCCAGGGAAGAUCACAUGGGGGGAGGUGGAGUCUCAUGGCCUCCCACCAUGCGAGGGUGCCGUCAACUUGGCAGGAGAGAAUCUAAUGAACCCACUACGAUGGUGGAAUGAAAGCUAUAAAAAGGAUCUGUUCUCCAGUCGCAUCGACACAACAAAAUCUAUGGCUCAAGCCAUUGCUGCCUCCUCCAGUCCUCCUCACUCCUGGGUCCUGGUAUCAGGAGUAGCUUGUUACAAGCCCAGUCUGACAGCUGAGUACACAGAAGACAGUGAAUGGACUCCGUUUGACGUUCUCUCCAAACUUGUGAAAGAGUGGGAGGCCUCGGCACUUCUUCCUGAGACUGUGACAAAAAACACCAAACAAGUUGUCAUCAGGUCUGGGGCAGUAUUGGGCCGCGAUGGUGGUGCCAUGAAGCAAAUGCUGCUCCCCUUCUGGCUCGGCCUCGGGGGCACUCUGGGGUCAGGAAGACAGCCGUUUCCCUGGAUCCACGUCUCCGACCUGGCAGGAAUCAUUGCCCACGCCCUGGAGCCCCCUGCUGCCACCCCCUCGUCUUCGCCGCAAGUCUUCAACGGGGUCGCCCCGACACUGAACACCAACCUCGAGUUCACUAAAGAACUGGGCCGGGUCCUGAGGAGGCCCACCAUUUUCCCCGUGCCCGGCUUCGUCAUGAACACCGUUAUGGGCUCUGAGAGGGCCGUGGUGCUCAUGCAGGGCCAGAAAGUCCUACCAAAGAGGACUCAAGAAGCCGGAUUUGAGUACAAGUAUCCGGACUUGAACUCAGCCCUGAAAGAGAUCGUUGGGACCUAACAGAUGUUGACAGAAUGUGUGCUGACGUAAGAUUUUCUGUAAUUGUGUGUUCAUAUUUGCUGGAUUAGAAGAUUUUGAACAAAUACGAAAGCUCAAAUCAAUCGUUGAACAAGAACUUCAGAUCACAAAUGGGUCUGAGGACUGCCUGGAAAGUGUUUUUCAUAUCACAUAAGACCAGAGUAUGAAUCAGGAGAGUUUCUUCAUGCUCGGCAUCGACUCAAAAGACAAAUACAGGUGUGAUGAAUCCCUGCGUACAUUCAGGGCACACUGGGAUCAGAUUGUUCAGGUGCUGAAGGACUACAUGUAGACAAAACACCACCACUCUGAUGUGUGUGUGUGUGAGAACUGCAGUCUGGAUAAACUGGGCAAACUAACGAUUAAUAUCUUUAUUGAUUAAUCGUUUAGUCUACACAUCAGUUCCUACAUAAUCACAUUCAUUUAAGGUUUACGCAAUAGACAGUGACCGUAAUGAUCAGUGGUGCUUUUGGACUUUGGAGUUCUUUCAUUAAAGGGAUAUUUAUGAACUUUAACCUGAAGUAUGGAAACACAGGAGGAAAUGUCUUAUUCUCCAUGUUGUGACUUUUUAAAUAUCACAUUUCUGUCAUACUUGUUACAAGAAAUGGACUUUGAUCUGUUGAAGGUGGUGCACAAUAAAGCUGGGUGAAGAACUUA
This is a messenger RNA of Anarrhichthys ocellatus (wolf-eel), 1718 nucleotides long. RefSeq names its product short chain dehydrogenase/reductase family 39U, member 1 (gene sdr39u1). NCBI's taxonomy places the organism in Eukaryota, Metazoa, Chordata, Actinopteri, Perciformes, Anarhichadidae. Bases 138 to 1046 code for a protein of 302 amino acids. The record is from RefSeq and is a predicted model, not a curated record. The transcript is spliced from 6 exons.